CACGGUGCGCAACUGCGUCUGAGGGACUGAACCAGAGGACUACUUGGCUUCAACAGUCAGUCUGACGUGCGGACUUCUUCAAGUCAAGAGUGAGAGAUCAUCUGCGACUUUAUCUCUUUUAAAUCCAACGCGAAAAGUUUCAAAAGGUUCAUCAUGGGAAACAAGUUAGGCAGAAAGCAAGAUGGCUCAGUCGACUGCGAUGAAACUGCUGCCUCUGAACAGCAGACUGCAGAGGUGGCAGAAGAAGACUCUGGGAUAACACAGACUCCAGAGGCCGUUGAAAUAGAGAAUCUAGAUGUGGUGGUGGGGGAGCAAGUGACACAAGUGGCGUGUUUACCCACUGAAGAAUGUGUGGCUGAGUGUAAAGAGGUGGAGGCUCCUGCUGCCCCACUAAAUGAUGCUGAACCAGAGCCUGUGGCAAAGGAAGCCCCAGCUCCAGUCCAACCUGAGCCUCUGCUCUCAGUUAGUGAACCAUCUCCCCCAAAACUUCCUGCUGAAGCUGUGCUUGCUCCAGACUCAGCUCCAGAGCCUGUUCCCGAACCAGAUCCUACCUCAAAUCCAGCAGAAGCAGAACUUGAGGCAGUCCCUGAGCCCAUCUCAGAGUCAGUACCUGCCCUAGCUGAGGCCCUGGAGCAGAAGACAGACCUGAUUACUCAAGAGCCUCUCCCUGAGCCGGUGCUUUCUUCACCACCUUUGAUCGACCUGGGUGUCCCUGAUGUAACUCCCCAACCUAUUAACACCCCUCCCUCCCCAGUUCCCAUCCCUGCCUCAGUUAAUGCUGAUGAGCCCUCAGACAUCCCGGUGACUCAGGAAUGCCAAGACAGCGCUGAGAUGUCUGCGGUUUCCACGUUUGAGCUGGAAAAGUCUGAGAAAACAUCAGAAUCUCCGGAAAAGAUGAUGGAGGUGAAGGAGGCAGGGAACUUGGAGCAGCUUGUGAGUGAUGUCAACGAAGAAAGUCUAAGCGGACUCCUAAAGAACUUGGAGCUGAAAGGAAAUGACCUUGUCGCCGACCUCAUUCCCACUGAUGUCAAGAUCCCUGAUGACACUCCCAUCACAGACAUGAGCACUUCCACUGAGCUGAUGUGAAUCCCGGAUGUGAAGAGGAUUUAUGAAAGAAGUGAAUGGAUAUUUUUCAGUGAAACCCUCUUAACCCUUUACAUGAAUGUGUUUUUUGUUUUGUUUUUUACAUCUAAAGUGGCCUAAUAAAGGCAAAUGGCUAUCUCUCUUUAAUAUGGAACCAAAUGAACUCUGGAACAAACUGCUGUCUUGUCAGUUUUCACAAAAAAUUUAAUCUUGAUACAAGUAUGUUUUUGAUGCAUUAUACAGCCAGUAGGUGUGUGGGUGAGGGGUAAUGGGGCUCAAACAGCACAGGGGACAUGAGUGUACCCGUGUGUAUUGUUGGACAGCAGAUCUUUCUCUAUGCAAAUUCACCAAACACAAAUUUAAAUGUGUUUCUUGUAGGGACCAUUCAUUGCUAUAUAAAAACCCUACACAAUGGAAGUGUGAAGGCACAGAAGUAAAACUUUUUGGAAGAUAUGUGAGUGCACAGCACUUAGAAGUUAAUGCAAAACGACAGGCAAGGGACAGUAGCAAUGCAACCAAAGGUGGAGACAGUAUAUGCAUACCGCUAUAUAGCAGGAUACAAGUGUCCGAUUAACAUUUAUGCUAUAAAAUAGUCGUAAUUGGACCUUUUGUAAUAUUCCUUCAACAGAUGUGAUCAUCAUCUUAUUGUAUUUGCAAUACAAUAACGGGAUUUCUUAACCAAAGUAGUGGCUUGCUUGUGAAAAUAAAGAUAUUAUUCCUCA
This is a messenger RNA of Micropterus salmoides (largemouth bass), 1805 nucleotides long. Its product is annotated as diacylglycerol kinase kappa-like. Lineage: Eukaryota; Metazoa; Chordata; Actinopteri; Centrarchiformes; Centrarchidae. The record is from RefSeq and is a predicted model, not a curated record. The transcript has 2 exons. The coding region runs from base 154 to 1086 and encodes 310 amino acids.